Molecule: messenger RNA, 1728 nt
Organism: Saccharomyces eubayanus
Lineage: Eukaryota; Fungi; Ascomycota; Saccharomycetes; Saccharomycetales; Saccharomycetaceae
Gene: UTP9
Product: Utp9p
Exons: 1
Coding region: 1-1728 (575 amino acids)
Molecular function (GO): protein binding
Source: RefSeq, a predicted model, not a curated record
AUGGGCUCUUCUUUUGAUUUGGUAGCGAGUUUCUCGCAUGACUCCACACGCUUUGCAUUUCAAGCAAGUGUUGCACAAAAGAAUAACGUUGAUAUAUAUCCUCUUGAUGAGACUAAGGAUUAUGUUGUGAACAGCUCCUUAGUGAACCAUAUUGAUUAUGAGACAAACGACAUGAAAGUUUCUGAUGUGGUCUUCUUUGGAUGGUGCAGUGACUUGGUGGAUACACAAUCAUUGAACAUCAAGAGAAAAUUAGAUGAAGAUGAAGAGAGUACUGAAUCCACCGGCCAAAGAUACGAAAACUUUUUUGUAAAUGGAUUCCCUGAUGGGAAAGUCGUUGUUUAUUCUUCCAAUGGUAAAGAUAUUGUUAACAUCAUCAAGAGUAAGAAGGAAAUUUUGGGUGCAGACACAGACGAAUCUAAUAUUUGGAUUUUGGACAGUGAUAAAGUAGUCAAGAAACUACAAUACAAUAACUCCAAACCAAUUAAGACUUUCACUCUGGUUGAUGGUAAGGAAGAUGACAUAGUUCAUUUCCAAAUCUUACAUCAAAACGGUACCUUAGUAGUAUGCGUUAUCACCGAGCAAAUGGUUUAUAUCGUCGACCCAACAAAGAGAAGACCCUCUACGAAAUACAAGUUUGAAGUACCAGGUGCUGUCACAUGCGAAUUUUCCUCGGAUGGCAAAUAUUUGUUAAUUGCGGAUAGAGAAAAAUUAGCUGCUUAUGAUUUGAGCGGUGAUUCAAACCCUGCUCAAGUAUGGUCUGUUCAAGUGAAAAAAUUAAGGAUUUUUAGUGACUUGAUAAUGGCUUUAACCGCUGACGGGAAGAUGCAUUUUUUCAAAAUUAGUGAGGCCGAUAGGAUUUGCUCUAUAAAUGUCAACGAAGACUUAGAAAUCAUUGAUUUUACACCUAUAAGCAAGAAGCAAAAAAUCUUAAUAUCUUGGUUGAAUGUCAAUGAACCCAACUUUGAAUCCAUUUCCUUGAAUGAAAUCACUACUAAGAAAAAUAUUACCAUCAAUGAAGGAAAAGAAACCAAGCUUGAUGAAUCAGAACUAAAACAACCAGAAGUAGAGAAAAUUGAGCCAGAAGCACAAGAUGAGAAGGCGAAAACCGAAACCAAGAUAAACAGGAAAGUUAGUAAAUCAGAACAAGCAGAAAUCUCCAAUAUUCUUUUGUCUCAUUUAGAAUCUAACUCAACAGAAUUAUUGGACGAUCUGGCUUCCGAAAGCUGGACAGAAUCUGAAAUCAAAAAGUUCAUUCUUACAAAGAUUAAUUCAUUGGACCAUUUGAGCAGAAUAUUUUCAACAGUAUCAGAGCCAAUAACACAGAAUCCAUGGAAUGAGCAACGUCUGCUUCCGUUGUGGCUUAAAUGGUUACUGACUUUGAAGAGUGGAGAACUGAAUUCCAUAAAUGACAAGCAUACAAAGAAAAACCAUAAACAUUUAAAAUCAGCAUUAAGAUCUUCAGAGGAAAUUUUACCUGUUUUACUUGGGAUACAAGGUAGACUGGAAAUGUUAAGGAGGCAAGCAAAGCUAAGAGAAGACCUUGCACAAUUGACCAUGCAAAAUCAAGACGGCGAAGAUGAGGAAAUAGAAGUUAUAGAGCAUUCAAACGUAAUUAAUAAUCCUUUGCAGGAUCAAACAUCAUCUGUUAAAAAGCCUGAACAAGACUCGAUCGUUUAUGCCAACGGAGAGAGUGACGAAUUUGUCGAUGCAUCUGAAUAUAGAGAUUGA